Molecule: messenger RNA, 1006 nt
Organism: Amoebophrya sp. A25
Lineage: Eukaryota; Dinophyceae; Syndiniales; Amoebophryaceae
Source: the annotation of a GenBank genome assembly
GACAGAGGGUCAGGAAAAGAUAGCGAACAUUCAUACUAAGUACUUCGGAUGCAGCAGGGUAGAUACUAUGUUGUUUAUAAUUAGAAGAUCAGGAAACGGCCAAGAGCAAGAUGGCCGCGUCUUCAACAGGGGGCUUUCCGCGCAAGCUCUCCGAGCAGAAGCGACGAUGCAUGCAGAGCAGUUGUUUUUUCGAGCCGCUGCUUGAUUCUGCGACUCAGCAGGUGUUCGGAGGACAGUUCGGCGGCUCACAGUUAGAGGACGCGGCAUCACUGGAGGCGAUCGUCGCCGCGGGAUCGGGGACGCACGCCGCUGUCUAUGGAGAGCUUCCGUACACAAGCGCCACAAAGCUUUUUGUCGAUGGAGGGAUCUAUCCACCUGGUUUGUACGCCGACGACGUCUUUUGCGACCUCGGUUCGGGAACGGGGAAGUUGGUAAUGCAGGCUUUCCUCACCACGCGUGUGAGAAAGGCCAUCGGGGUCGAACUCGGGCGAAAAAGACAUGAAACGAGCCGGCUGCUGAAGCAGGAAGUACUGAAGAGGCUAUUCUGCCAGCGGAAGUCAUGGUCUCCUUCGACUAGCAACAGGGAAGUAGAAGUUACAUCUGAUAAUAGAGAAAAUUCUGCUACUGGCAAUCAGGAAGUGGAUGAUGAGUGGUUUUGCGACCAUGGGAUCGAGUUUCGGUGCGAUAAUAUUUUAACGACGGACGUGUCGGAUGCUACCGUGGUGUUUUAUUCCUCGCUGAUGUUUGACGAGGAGUUCAUAGACAAAAUGGCUGUAAAGAUAUCACGGGAGUGCACGAAACUCAGGUAUCUAAUUACGCUGACGCCAAUUGGCUGCUCCGCGUCGGGCCCGGGGUGUGAAGAUAAUCAUGUAGGAAAAUUAGGAUUGUCAUUGGUUGGGACUCCUAGAAUACGAAUGGGGUGGUCCGAUAAACAGCCAACCCACUCUACUCUUGGCUUACAGCCUGUUUACAUUUAUGUCAGAGCCACCUCUGCCGAAGCAAGACA